UCAUGGGAACUCCAUUCCCCACUGUACAGCAGUCUACGUCACACCUAAUAAUACACCAUGACAGACUGAGGGACACAGGAGGAGGAGCCCGCUGACUCGUAGGCCUUCGCUAACAGACUGAUUGGCUGCUGCUGGGCAGGAGGAUAUAAGUGGGCUGUGAGCAGUAGAGGGGGACUAGCGUCGGCUCUGGCCUGGAGCUUAAAGUCAAGCCUUGGAUUUAUUUCAGGACCUGCAGGAACUAUGUCUGAGCCCAAUGAGGAGGAGCAGCAGCGGCCGGUGAUGAAGGAAGAGGACCUGAAAGGAGCCAAAGACCAGCUGGGGCAGAGAGGAGAGGUGAAGAGCAAGACCUUUGAAGUCAUGGAGGAGUGCGAGCGCGUGGGGAAAGUGGCCCCCUCGGUGUUCAGUGGCCUGAGGUCCGGUGGAGAGACGGCCCUCAACAAACCUCCGGCCAGGGUGCUGCGGAAGUAGCACCAUGGAAACCAGGUGUCAGUCACUCUGCAGCCUUCAGCGAGAGAGUGUGGAGGAUUUCUCCUGCCUGCUGCAGUGGUGUGAGGAUGCUGAAUACUGGGCUGGUAUGUGCGUAUGUAUGUGAAAGGCAGAACACCAGGCAGCCUGUGGUUUUAUGUGAUGUUUUAUCUUAAUUCUUCAGUGAUUUCCUGUAGAUCAUGUGUGACACUUCAGAUUCCUCGAGCUUCACGUUGUGAUAUUUAGCAGAUUGUACAGGGUCAGGGUACAGAGGUGGUGGUGCAGCAGUUUAUUUCAUACAUUGGCUGAAUUGAAAUGGAACUGCUGCCCCCCCUACUGCACUAACAGUCUGAGCAUGCGCGUGUGUGUGCUUCUGAUCCUGUAGCUAAAGCGUUUUGCAGUGAUCUAUUCGCUUUGCACUUCAGCCAAAGUUAUUGCCAUUUUUAUCGGCCUGUUUAUAAAUAAAACCGCAAUAUAAAAAUC
Molecule: messenger RNA, 948 nt
Organism: Conger conger (European conger)
Lineage: Eukaryota; Metazoa; Chordata; Actinopteri; Anguilliformes; Congridae
Gene: mustn1a
Product: musculoskeletal, embryonic nuclear protein 1a
Exons: 3
Coding region: 241-468 (75 amino acids)
Biological process (GO): tissue regeneration; chondrocyte proliferation; chondrocyte differentiation
Cellular component (GO): nucleus
Source: RefSeq, a predicted model, not a curated record